Molecule: messenger RNA, 1479 nt
Organism: Pieris macdunnoughi
Lineage: Eukaryota; Metazoa; Arthropoda; Insecta; Lepidoptera; Pieridae
Source: the annotation of a GenBank genome assembly
AUGCCGUUUUUUAUUCUAUUACUUUUAAUUGUACUGUGUUUAGUGUUACUGUUAACAAUUCUUCAUUAUACGACUAAUGGAAGAAAGUAUUGGUUUUUAAGAAAUGUGCCUUAUAAAGAACCGUGUCCCAUUUUCGGAAAUUUUGGUGCAACUCUAACAAUGAGGCGCAGCUAUACAAGCAUGUUACAAUAUUUUUAUGAUUUUUAUAAGAAUGAGAAAUAUGUUGGCAUUUUUCAAGCUCGGAGACCCACACUGUUCUUGAUAGACAUAGAUAUUGUUAAAAGUGUGCUAUCGAAAGAGUUCCAGAGCUUCAGCGAUCGUAUAUCGGUCUCAACAGACACCAAAAGAGAACCCCUACUCAGAAAUUUGGCAAAUAUGAGUGGAGCUGAAUGGAAAGCGAUGAGACAUAUAGUUACCCCAUCAUUUUCGUCUGCAAAAAUGAAAGCUAUGUUCCCAUUGAUUGCGGAAUGCGCGAAUGGUUUCAAGGGAGCACUGAACCUGGAGCCGAGAGACGAAAUCAAUGUCCCACAAUUAAUGAGCCGGUUCACCACCGAUGUGAUAGGCAGUUGUGCAUUCGGCGUGGACCCUGGAUCGAUGAAGAAUCCCGAAUCGCCAUUUUUAGUUAUGUCUCAAAAAAUGUUUAAGACAGAUCGCUCCACUAUACUUAAAAGAUACUGUCGAACAUUUUUUCCAUGGCUAUUUAAGUUUUUGAAUCUCAAGACAUAUCCGAUAGACGUUGAAGUGUUUUUUACUGAUAUCAUAAACCAAGUGUUGACAACAAGACGCACCACGGGAGUUCAGAGGCAUGACUUUUUGCAGCUGAUGUUGAACGUACAAAAAACAGAGAAAGAAUUUUGUAUGACGGAUGAGCUGAUAACAUCGAAUUCUUUUAUCUUCAUGCUCGCUGGAUUGGAAACAUCUGCCACCACGUUAUCAUUUUGUUUGUAUGAGCUGGCUAAAGAUUUCGGUUUGCAGACUAAACUGAGGACUGAGAUUAGAGAAUGCUUGGAAAGGUGUAGUGGUUUGAAUUAUGAUGCGGUCUGUGCAAUGCGGCUGGUGAACCAAACUGUGAUGGAGACUUUGAGAAUGUAUCCACCCACUCCUCUCACAACGAGACUGUGUACGACUCCUUGCACUCUGGAAGGAACGGAGCUUAGUUUUAAGAAGAGAGAUGCAGUGCUCAUUCCUUUGUAUUGUAUACAGAGGGACGCUAGAUAUUUCCCCGAUCCGGAUAAAUUCAAUCCAGAACGUUUUAGCGAAGGUGCAAAUCCUCAAGCGUUUUUAGCGUUUGGUGAUGGACCAAGAAGUUGUCCCGGAGCGCGCUUCGGUCAACUUACAGUUGUAGCCGGUCUCACGGGAAUCCUCAGUAACUUCGUUGUUGAACCAUGUUCUAAAACCACACCCACUAUUCAAUUUGAUCCACGAAGCGUUAUGCUCAAAAACAAAGGUGGCAUAUGGUUACGAUUUAAACCAAUAUGA